This is a messenger RNA of Sus scrofa (pig), 3730 nucleotides long. It is a transcript of the gene TMEM116, whose product is annotated as transmembrane protein 116. Gene Ontology annotation, cellular component: plasma membrane. Gene Ontology annotation, biological process: adenylate cyclase-activating G protein-coupled receptor signaling pathway. The record is from RefSeq and is a predicted model, not a curated record. Gene Ontology annotation, molecular function: G protein-coupled receptor activity. Lineage: Eukaryota; Metazoa; Chordata; Mammalia; Artiodactyla; Suidae.
AUAAAUGAGACAUUAGUAACUCCUUCUCUUCAUACCUUCUUGAGUAUUAUUAAAAACUUAUUGAGUGAAUGAAUAUGCAAUCUCUCUUCCCCAAUACAGACUUCUGCCCUUAAAAGGGAAAAGUUUCAAACAGACUUUCCUUCUCCAUUUUUCUCUCCCUUUUUUCUAUUCCAUUUCUCUCUUGCAGCUCUGUUUAUCUUUUCAUGAUGAGUCAUUCUCGCUACCUUUUAUUAUUCCUACCUCUUGCCCCUGCUUACAAUUCCUAAUGCUUUUUAGCACUUUGUUUCCUUGUCACAUGCUCUUUCUAUUUUUGUUCUUUCUGCUUGACUUUCUCCUCCACUUGUUGCCACUUUUUCUCCUUGCCCUUAAGAUUCAGGGCAGGGUUGGGUAGGGAGGUGUCCAGCUGGGCUAGGGGUGGAGCCACCUGUUCACUGCUUGGGAGUCUUAACCUGACCAAGGAGAAAGAUCUGGCUGCUUAAAUUUAGCUGAGACUGAAGUCCGUAUGGCCUUCCUACUGGAGGCUAGCAUUUUGGAGGACACCUUGGACUCCUUUUUUUCUGCAAUACAGUGGAUACAGUUUGUUAUGGCUACUCUGAGUGUUAUAGGUUCAAGUUCACUUAUUGCUUAUGCUAUAUUCCAGAAUAUACAGAAAUCUCCAGAGAUAAGGCCAAUCUUUUAUCUGAGCUUUUCUGACCUGCUCCUGGGGAUAUGUUGGCUCAUGGAGGCACUUCUCUAUGGAACUUCAGCAGCAAGUAAGGACAUUUUCUGCUAUAACCUGCAAGCAGUUGGACAGAUAUUCUACAUUUCUUCAUUUCUCUACACUGUGUAUUACAUCUGGUAUCUAUACAAAGAGCUGAGGAUGAAACACAACCAGAGUGGACAGAGCACUUUUCUACCGGUUAUAGAUCAUACCUAUCAAGUUGGUCAAAUAGUCAUAGUUUUGUCAAGCCUCAUACCUCUACUGUUGAUGAUACCUGUAUUCUGUUUGGGCAAUGCUAGUGAAUGUUUCCGCAACUUCAGCCAGAGCCACAGGUGUAUCCUGAUGUACUCACCACCAUCAGCCAUGGCAGAACUCCUGCCUUCUGCCAACACAUCAGUCUGCAGCACACUUUAUUUUUAUGGGCUCAUCAUUUUCCUGGCCAGCUUCCUACUCAGCCUCUUCAUCAUUGUGGUCUUACUCAUCCAAGCCCAGGCACUUUUUAAGAAGUUUGUGAAAUCGACUGGCUUUCUGGGGAGUGAACAGUGGGCAGCAAUUCACAUCGUGGAACAGCAGGUGCUCUUCUACCCGGUGGCCUUCUUUUGUUGCUGGGGCCCAGCUGCCAUACUGAUGAUCAUAAAGCUGAUGAAGCCACAGGACACCAAACUUCACAUGGCCCUCUAUGUUCUCCAGGCUCUAACAGGAUCAUCCCAGGGUCUGCUCAACUGUGGAGUAUAUGGCUGGACACAGUACAAGUUCCACCAACUAAAGCAAAAGGCUCGGCGUGAUGCAGACACCCAGACACCAUUAUUAUGCUCACAGAAGAGAUUCUAUAGCAGGGGCCUAAGUCCAUUGGAGUCUACCCUUGCUUUUGCUACUAGCACCUCCGAUAUUUUUUGAAACUGUAAAACUAGAACACCUAGGAACUGGAAUUAUUCUACACUAACGAGUGGGAAGAGUGUUGAAGAACAUCUUAAAUCUUUUCUAACCAUGCCUUAAACUAAGUGAAAGGGGAUAUAGUGCCAUGGUUAGUAGCUACUCUAGGUAAAGUAGAUGGGAUCUAUUCAUUAUUCUCAGAUUCACAGUGAUCGUUAAAGUAUUUGUUCAGGGAUAUGAAGACACUUUGCACAUGAGAGAUAGGCUCAUGUUACUUCAAUAAAUAUUAGAUUUGUCUUAAUCUCUUCUAGAAAAAAAGUAAAUUCCAGGAAGUUCCCACGUGGCCCAGAGGGUUAAGGAUCCAGCACUGCUGCAGCUGUGACAAAGGCUGCAACCGACACGUGGGUUCCAUCCCUGGCCUGGGAAUUUUCACAUGAUGUGGGUGUAGCAUAAAUGAAUGAAUGAAUGAAUGAAUGAAUGAAUUACAGGUUAUUAUUUAUACAAGGUAUUCCCAAGCUCUCUACUCCAUGGUUGUGGGGGAGGUAGUGUGGUAUGCACCAGCUUGCUCAGAUCUUUCUCUGUUGUUGUAAAGAAAGUCCUAGGUUUAUGUUCUUUGAAGAGUUUUGGAAACUCAGAAGAAGCAAGGACAAAAUCUGUCAAAAAAGUGGUAGUGGGAUCUCAGACACAGCACAUCCUACUCUUUUAUACAUUCAAUGCUGUUCUAGGUCUUGACAGUAGGAACCGUCCUGCUCUAGAAAAUAAAGGCCAGCCUUUUGAAGUUACAGUGGAUAAUAUUUAAGAGAAAUCACAACCGAAAGAAACUGAAUAAAAAACUUCUCAACUUCCAUUUAUGAGCAAAAGUCCAAGGUAUGUUUCAUAGGCCUUGGACAUAGAAUUAGGCUGAACCAUAUGAACUUGCUAUUUUGUAGUGAAAAUGGUCUAAUUUCAGUUUUACAUGGUUCCACCUAACAGUAAGUGCUAAAUAUUUGUUUAUUGAAUAAAUUAAUGAACAGGUGAGUGAAUGACUAAGAAGUAGAAUUUAACCUUUGGGGAAAGAAAAAAAUCCUCAUACUGAAGAGGCUUAUUCAUGAGUAGAAAUGCUUCAUGUUUCUUCAUCUUUAGUCAUGUAACAAGUGAUAUAAGGUCUCUCCAGUUAGAUCAUAAAGACCAAUCUGAGACCAGAAUGUUAGAUACUGUGAUGCCAGCACAAAGGGGAAAGCUAAAUGGACAAAGACUGGAAUGAUAAUCAACUAAAACAUCUGGAACUAAGAACCAGAUAGUAUGAAUGGUAACCUGGCCUCAUUCUGUCAAGAACACAUCUUGAGGCCUUUCAUUGCCCCAGAGCUCUGGAGACCUGACUUCUGGGUAGCACAGAAAAAGAUUGCUUCACCUAGAGAGCUGCUUUAACUUCUUUUAAUUUAAAAACUUAUAAGAAUUAAGCAUAUAGAAAGACAGAUGGAAGCAAGAAUUGUCAUUUCUAUAGACUUUGAGGGACACUAGAACUAAGGAGUCCAAUUCUUAAAAAGUCCUGUCAAUAUUGCUUCAUAUUUGACUUUAUUGCCAUAAAAAAGGUAAUUACCAAAUGUUUGUCCGAUUUUUUUCAUCUUGCUUCUCUGAUGAAUUGUUUGGUAUUUACACCGGUCUUAGAUAUUCUAUGGGUGUAGUCAAACAAAAAGAUAGUAGGAAUGAAAAAUAAUAAAAGGCUAGGCAACAUUAGGAUUAUCAGCUCUUCGUCAUACUGAAAGUAAGAGGGCCACUAUUCAAACUACCCCCAUAGCCCUUGAAUCAACAUGUAGGAGGGGCCUAGACAAAGACAUAAUGGCAAUUCUUAAAAUUUCUGCAAACACCCCUCCCUUGACUCUAUGACCUGUUCAGGUUGCUGUCAUAGUAGAGUAUAGUUGUAUCUAAGCAGGUUUGAUUAAUAUAGACCUUUACCUCCCCCUCAUUAUCCCUGUCUUUGGCCUCAGAAAUCUCAGUGCCCCAGCACCAUGUGUCAUGCAUGGGGAACAAGUGUUUGAUAUUUUCCAAUGCAUAGAAGCCUUUGGAUGUUUUUACAUCUUGCUAAAAAACCUUAAACAUCCCAUUAGAUACACUGCCACAGUUUCCAAACCCUUGGUAUUCAUGUAAUUUUAGAAACUUUCCUGAGCAACCUUUGUG